This is a messenger RNA of Cotesia congregata, 1092 nucleotides long. The record is from the annotation of a GenBank genome assembly. NCBI's taxonomy places the organism in Eukaryota, Metazoa, Arthropoda, Insecta, Hymenoptera, Braconidae.
AUGAUCCGCAAGUUUAGUCUGUUAAUACUUUUGGUGGGUUGUCUAAGUGUCACAUCUGCCCAGUCUCUGUAUUUACAAGAGCCUAAUCAUCAUCAGAGAUCUCACAGUAACAACAUCAACAGCAAUAACAAUAACAGAGAUCCAUUGGUAUCAUCAACACCAGAAAGCCCCAAGGAGCCUGAGGGAGUGUCAGUUCCCGCGAGCGAAGACUCUACUCGCGCUUUCACGGCAAGUGUACACGGACACCAGGUUAAUAACGUACCCACCUACCCUGGAGCUCCCAUCGGUCCAGAUGGCCGGGUUAUUGACACACAAGACGUUACCGUCGCAAAAGCAAAACACGCCGCGGCUUACAUCAAUCAGAAGGUCAACUUGGCACGAGAGGCUGCAAGGAGUAAUGCUGGUGGGCUUGCCAAGUCCCCCGAGGUCUUGUUGGAGUACCAGGACAGUUUGGGCCAGUACAGCUUUGGGUACAGCGCCCCAGGCUCCGCGAGAUCUGAAGUUGGAGCAGCGGACGGAUCAACCCGAGGGGCCUUCAGCUACGUUGACGGCUCCGGAGUUAUUCAGACCGCCAAGUACACCGCUGACGGGGAAAAUGGCUUCAGGAUUGAGGCCAGCAAUCUCCCCGUGGCCCCCAGGCCUGUCGAGGAGACUCCCGAGGUCCAGGCUGCCAGGAUCGAACACUUCAGGGCUUACGAGGAGGCCAAGAAAAAUUUAAUCGCUGCUGGAAGUCUGAUGCCCGAUCAAAGUACUGGCGAGAAUCAAGACAAAAUUAUUGAAAAGGAAAACAAGAAAGAUGAAAUUAAGGAGGAAAAGAAAAGUGAAAAGGAAGAGAAGAAAGAGUCGUUGAUGAUGGCCAAAUUGAAGAACCGGAUUGAGCUGAUCGGAUCUGGAUCUGGAGCUGGAAAUUUCUAUGGGAGCGCACCCUCCGCGGAUCAAGGUAACGCAAAAGGAAAUGAAAAGCUGCAAUUGAAAACUAGCGAUGCGAGUCAUGUACAAUUCUACCGUACGCCUCUUGUCAGGUACUCACCAAUCGGGUACCCUGUUUAUUACAAUCAUCUUCAGUAUGUUCCAUCUUACUACUACUUCUGA